This is a messenger RNA of Elaeis guineensis (African oil palm), 1440 nucleotides long. RefSeq names its product WD repeat-containing protein RUP2. Gene Ontology annotation, biological process: response to UV-B. The record is from RefSeq and is a predicted model, not a curated record. Gene Ontology annotation, molecular function: protein binding. Lineage: Eukaryota; Viridiplantae; Streptophyta; Magnoliopsida; Arecales; Arecaceae.
UCCUCUAAUCGCUCCACCACUUCCCAUUGGCCCUCAACUCCACAAAAGAAAAUAAAUAUUAUCACAAUCUUUUCAUCUCCAUCAUCUCGAAGGCCCCAUCUUUUCUAUGAAUAGGCCGUGAACAAUAUGAACUCUGGAAUCUCCAACUCCAACGAUGAUUCAAACCAAGAAGAAGAAGAAGAAGAAGAAGAAGAAGAAGAUGAGACACCCGAAGACAGAGCUCGCUGUGAAUGGGACUUCCACCUCGCCUCCAUCAUCUCCCCUUCAACCACUAGAGAAGUCUCCGACGUCAUCGGCGCCAUCGAGUUUGACCCCACCGGCCACCUCUUAGCCACCGGUGGCAUCUCUAGAAAGAUAAGAAUCUACGCUCUCAGUUCUCUAGUAUCACCACAUGGAUACAAUAAUAUUAAUCCAACCACAAACUUUUCCGACCACUCCACCACCUGCAAAUUCUAUAUCUGCACGCCGGCCAAGCUAAGCAGCCUCCGGUGGCAGCCCAAUUCCGGCGGUCGCGUCAUCGGCUCGGGGGACUACGACGGCGUCGUGACCGAGUACGACGUCGAGAGCCACGUCGCGAUUUUUGAACGCGACGAGCAUGAUGGCCGGCGAGUGUGGAGCAUAGACUAUUCGAUCGACGGGGAGCUCGGGGUGUCGGGCUCCGACGACGGUACUGCGCAUAUAUGGGAUAGGAGGUGCAAUGGCGGCAGCGUGUGGGCAGCGAAAGCCGGCGGAGCCGUUUGCGGCGUGGAGUUCGACCCGGGGGGCGGGCCAUGGAUCGGCGUCGGGAGCGCCGACCGGCAUGCGUACGUGUACGAUAUUCGGGCGGGGGCGGCGGGGGGGCCGGUGGCGGUUUUAGGGGGGCACGGCCGGGCGGUGACGUAUGUAAGGUUCGCCACCGCGGGCGGCGGAGGGAGGGUGGUGACGUCGGGGACGGAUGGGAGCCACAGGCUGUGGAGUUGGGAGGAGGGGAGGGAGGUGAGGGUUUACAGAGGGCACGCGAACAAGCGGAGUUUUGUGGGGUUGUCGGUGUGGAGGGAGGGAGGAUUGGUGGGGAGCGGGUCGGAGAGCGGGGAGGUGUUCGUAUACGACCUCCGGUGGGGGGAGCCGGUCUGGGUGAACCGGUGGGCGGGGGACCGGGCCGAUGCGGACCGGGGUUUCGUUAGCGCCGUUAGCUGGAGGCAGACGCCGGGGGAACGGGAGGGGUUGCUGGUAGCUGGGGGUUCGGAUGGAGUGCUGCAGGCGUUCGUUAGCAAGAGGAAGGCCGGGUAUGACUGAAGGCUUGCCUGUUACUUUUUCUUUUCCUUUAAAAAAAAAAAACUUUUACCCUUUCCUCCAAAGAAAACUGUCUGAGAAAAAGUAAUAAAAAUGGUGAAUUUACAAGAUGAUAGAAACUCAGAUGAUUUGUUUGUUUAUUUUUCUAAUGGAAUGUUAAUAGCAUCA